Molecule: messenger RNA, 2972 nt
Organism: Rana temporaria (common frog)
Lineage: Eukaryota; Metazoa; Chordata; Amphibia; Anura; Ranidae
Gene: EFNA2
Product: ephrin A2
Exons: 4
Coding region: 549-1145 (198 amino acids)
Biological process (GO): osteoclast differentiation; axon guidance; ephrin receptor signaling pathway
Cellular component (GO): plasma membrane
Molecular function (GO): ephrin receptor binding
Source: RefSeq, a predicted model, not a curated record
GGGGGGGGGGGGAUGUUCGGUGUGUAGAUGGAGUGAGGAGACAAGGACUUGGCAGUUGCUCUAGUGGGGUUGUGUGUCCGUGGUGGCAGCGCUAGUUGUCUGUGCCUGUAGUAGUUGUGUGUGAAUCGUGUUCUUCCUACCUGUUGUGCGGACUGUACGUGUGGCCCGGGAUCUGUGGUCUCCCUCCCCUCCCCCCACUCCAGGAUGUCCUGACUGGUCCUGUAGCCCGGGCUCAGGAGUUGUCACCUCCUGGGCUCUGGACCAUGAGAGCGAGUACAGAGACUGAGCUGAGCUGGAGCCCUGGGCUGAUAUACAGCGAUAGUGAGCGGGAUCCAGGUACCUACACAUUAUUCCCCCCCAUGGCAUGGAGCUGAGGGCUACCCGACCACUGGGACACUGACAACAAGGACCACACCUCCACCUUCCUCCUCCUUCACCUUCCUUCCACCUCUGCUCCACACUUCUUCAUCACUUCUCCACCACCACACCGACAGGGCAUGGGACCAGGGGGUCCGGUGUGAGUGGAGCACACAACUUGGACCCCGAGUAUGGGGCCCCUGGUCCCACUGCUCCUUGGGGCCCUGAUUUGGGUCUGUGUAUGGACAGAUGAUCCCAGCAAAGUCAUCUCAGAUCGCUAUGCAGUCUACUGGAACAAGAGUAAUCCCAGGUUCCAUCAUGGUGACUACACUGUGGAUGUGAGCAUCAAUGAUUACCUGGAUAUUUACUGCCCCCAUUAUGAAAUUCCUCUCCCAGCAGACAGGAUGGAGCGUUACAUUCUUUAUAUGGUCAAUUAUGAUGGCCAUGCCUCAUGCGACCAUCGGCAGAAGGGGUUCAAACGAUGGGAAUGCAAUCGUCCAGAUUCCCCUAAUGGACCACUGAAGUUUUCUGAAAAAUUCCAGCUGUUUACGCCAUUCUCUCUGGGGUUUGAGUUUCGUCCUGGACAUGAAUAUUAUUAUAUUUCAUCUACUCCUCCAAACUUGGUGGAUAAACCUUGCCUCAGGCUGAAAGUUUACGUACGUCCAACAAACGAUUCUCUAUAUGAAUCUCCAGAGCCUAUCUUCACCAGCAAUAAUUCGGGCCUAAGCCUCAGGGUCCCACACUCCAGCCUUGGUUUUCUUCUGUUUUGGACUAUUAUUGUCUUGUAGCUAUUUUAUGGUGAUUGGAAUCAAAUCAGCAUUAAGGUGGACAAGCAGAAGUAGAUGAAGAAACUGUCUGACAUCAGGAUACGUGGAAUAUUUGAGUGGCAUGCAUAUGGAAAAGAAACCAGUUCAUGGAACUCCCCUCACACGAACGUUGUGAACAAUGUUUUUUUUUUCUGAGGGUGGAAAAUUGCUGAUUUACUUGUAGACUCCGAACGUGGGUUUGCUGGAGUUUGGAUCUUUCCAGUAACUUUCUUUUUACAUUUUCAGACCAAAUGUAUAGUCUUUUUAUUUUGUAUUCUUAGUAUGUUUCUUGCUUUUGCACCAGUAGAGCAAAAUAAUUGUGGAGAUUUUUUUCCAAUAUGCGUGUAACGGGAUCCGGUUCACCCUGACUGUUUCCAUCUGACACUUCCCUCCAUUCUCCUGUCAUAGUCCAUCCCAAUUUUCCUCCAAAUGUUUCAGAUUCAUUUCAUGUGAAAUAUUUUUGUGGAUAUGUGAGGUGCAUCUAUUGAGGGACCAAGAUUGGUAUUUAUGCCCCUUUUGUCACAAAGACUAGAUGAAGCAGCCAAAAGACCAAUUGUUUGUUUUCUGUAAUAGUUUUCUAGUGCUUCUUUUCAUUCAGACAGAAAAUCACACCUAAGAUCCUUAUUAUGUCAGUAUCCUUUGUAGCAAUUCUGUUUUCUACCAUUCUGUUGUUCAUGGUAGCAUCACCUGAACAGCCUGUGUUAAAUAAUUAACUGUCCAUUGUGAAUCACUUUAUUAAGCUCUUAAUCGAUGGAAUGUACCAUGUGAUGAUUAUUGAUUCACACUUCAGAGUAUUGCCUCCUCACCAUAGAGUAUUUGUUCAUAGGAACCUGCAUUCAUUUGCAAACAUAUUGAUAUCAGUAUUGUAAUUUAAAAUGCAUACUGCCUUUGGUUAUCCUGUAACAAAGUCACAGGGAGAGAGCAGUACAUCUCUUGAACUGCCCAUUAUAGUGGGAGGGUGGGGGUGGAGGGCUGCUGGGGUGUUCUGUGUUAAAUUCAUUGAUCAUCAGAUACGAGAUGGAAUAGAUGAACAAUAGUGGUGAGUGCCGAACAUACAGCCAUUGUGGAUAUAUACUAUAUAUUUUUAAGUUAAAAAAUUUAGCAGAUUAAAAAAAACAGGUUUUAACAUACUGAAUUUAUAUAUACAUCUAAAAUACUGAGUAAUUCUUUUAUUUAAAGAAAAAAUAAAUUGUGCCAGUAUCAGAGAUAUUCCAAAAAAAGAAAAAUAAGAGAGCAUUUAAUGGUGCUGCAAAAAAUAAAUAAAUGAAAAAUAAAGUAAAUUAAACUAUUUUUGACUGCCUGUGAGAGUAGUUUAUAAAGGAAAUCAGGUAAAAAAAAAAAAAAAGACUCUGGAUCGAGCAAUUACAGAGGAGUAACUUAAAGGCUGUAAUAUAUAUGUGUCUGUGGCACCUCCGCUUUUAAGUGGUGGUAUUUUAACAAGAAUUUCUAACUUGCACUUAAGCUCUACUAUAUGUGCUGGUUUGUCUUCUCUACCUUCAUCGACUUUUUAAUACAGCAAAAAAUAAAAUAAAAAGAAUGUGGUGUUGUUUCACAAGCUCCUGUGCUCCAGUGGCUAAUGAAAACUUAAACUUUGUCUGUUUUGCUCUCUAUAUGUGAUUCUCCCAUUCCAUCGCUGACUAUCUGUCUGCUUGCUAUAGGUGCAAGUUUCAGGCAUUCUUCAUCCAUGUGUGUAAAUAGAGCCAGCAGGUAUACUGUGAUUUUCUAUGUAUUGCUGACAAUGAAUUUUAUGGAAGUUGUAUGAUUUAUAGACUAGGAAGCAAAAACUUGCAAUAAAAUACAUUUUAUCCA